AUGGAUAGCGAUGAGUAUAAAAAAGAAGUUGAAGCAAAUGUAAAGGCAGAAAAACUUUUACAGUUGCAAAACCAAACCGUACAGUAUGAAAACUUAGCACAAGAAAGUAAAAAUAACGACGCAGCCAUGCAAAAGGCAAUGAAAAGCGCAGAAUAUAUAAAAGCUAAUAAUGACUGGUUAGAUGCCCAAGCCAACGCUAAAGCAGCCCAACUUAUAGGGUCAAUAAGGACAAAAAUACAAGCGGAUGAAGACAGUUCAAAUGAAGCUUUAAUGAAUGCUGACUUUAAGAACGCCUUCGAAGCUCUUCAUAGUAAGGUGAAACUAGUGAACGACUUCUCAUCUGGAAAGAAACUGAAGUCUGAAGGUUUCGACAAAGAGUUAAAAGAAGUAGCACAAAAUAUGACGAAAAUAACAGAUGCAGCAACGAGACAGGCAGUUCAAAGUGCCUAUGACGCCGUUAGAGCAACUGUUGUGGAAAGUCAAGAAAAAGAGUUACAACAGACCAAAACAGACCUAGUAAAUGCUUUCUUAAGAACGAAAAGUCAGGUAGGACAUUAUGCUGCAGAUGGAACAUAUGUGCCAGCUGGUGGAACUUAUAUACCACCAAACCCUCCAAGAGAAGCACCUGCACCAGGACUACCUAAAACAUUUACAUCGUCACAUGGACACAGACACAGGCAUGCACCAAAACCAACACAACAACCAACAGUUCAAAAUCCAGCACCACAACAACAACCAAAACCAACAGUUCAAAAUUCAGCACAGCAACCAACAGUUCAAAACCCUGCACAGCAACCAACAGUUCAAAAUCCAGCACCACAACAACAACCAAAACCAACAGUUCAAAAUUCAGCACAGCAACCAACAGUUCAAAACCCUGCACAGCAACCAACAGUUCAAAAUCCAGCACCACAACCAAAACCAGCACAACAACAACCACAAACAGAGCAAGGACAUAAAAGAAGUAGAGAAAAAGGAAACCAAGAAUUCUUAAAAAUGCUUAAGGAAGAUUAUGGUUACCCAGAUACUCUUGACUUUAGUGACAGAUAUAAAGAAGCUAUUAGAAAGUUCAAGGAAGGAAAUACUGACCCGAACCUAUUUAGCUUUAUGGUUCAGCACCAAAUGGGAUAUAAUCUCAAGCCUGGAAAAUACAAGCUCGCUAAGGGAUAUGAUUUAAUAGCAUAUCAUCCAAAUGACAUGGAUGAAUUUACUCCGAGAUAUUUGGUGUCAGAGCUAAAUGAUAAUUCAACUCUCUUCAUGAAACGCGUAAAAAAUAGAGACGGAACGAAAGAAGAAAGGUUUAUGAGUCCGGAUGACUUAGAUAGGGAACUUGUUAAAAACGGUCUCGGAAUAUAUGAAAUGCCAGCAGAUGAGGUACAAGAAACUCAACAGGAAGAAGUUCAGAUACAACCAGACAUGGAAGAAAUAGUUCAGCAACAACAGCUAGAAGAGCCUGAAGGAAACGAACAAGUCCCUCCUUUGGAAACUAACUUCACAGAACUAGAUGAAGAUUUGGAACAGCCGAAAAAUCUUGACCCUCAACAAGUGUAUGCGGAGAAUAUGGAAUCUUUCCAAGAGUCUAAGAAAAAUUCGACUGACAUAGUAGAAGAAUAUCGAAAAAUGUUCGCCGACAUACAAAAGACUCCAACAUCAGAUGAAAAUAUUCAGCAUAGAAUGGAAGUACUGAAAGAAAAUGUACGCAAAUACAAUAAUCCUUUUUACUUACGACCAUAUAACGUUCAAUCUUUGGCUGAACUCGGUGAAAAUA
Messenger RNA from Trichomonas vaginalis G3, 1768 nucleotides. Its product is annotated as protein of unknown function, DUF4106 family. The transcript has a single exon. NCBI's taxonomy places the organism in Eukaryota, Parabasalia, Trichomonadida, Trichomonadidae. The annotation marks the transcript as partial. The record is from RefSeq and is a predicted model, not a curated record.